AUGGCAGAUACCGACGCGGAUGAUGACCUGAGACUUUUUCACCGUGUACGAAUCUUACAUCCAUUUUCCAGAAGAGCAGUAACACAUUUAUCCAGAAAUUCUGAUAAAGAAUCUCCAAAGCCAAUAGUCCCCCUAGGGAAUGUUGCAAAGCCAACAUAUACCACGAAAUAUAUUGAAGUGGGAAACAAAAGAAGAGAAAGAAGAAAUACCAUGCGCGAAGCCUACGCGCGUUUUUAUUAUUAA
Sclerotinia sclerotiorum 1980 UF-70 is the source of this 243-nucleotide messenger RNA. RefSeq lists its product with no specific name. The transcript has 2 exons. NCBI's taxonomy places the organism in Eukaryota, Fungi, Ascomycota, Leotiomycetes, Helotiales, Sclerotiniaceae. The record is from RefSeq and is a predicted model, not a curated record. The coding region runs from base 1 to 243 and encodes 80 amino acids.